Molecule: messenger RNA, 1859 nt
Organism: Hippocampus zosterae (dwarf seahorse)
Lineage: Eukaryota; Metazoa; Chordata; Actinopteri; Syngnathiformes; Syngnathidae
Gene: cdk2
Product: cyclin-dependent kinase 2
Exons: 7
Coding region: 347-1243 (298 amino acids)
Biological process (GO): regulation of G2/M transition of mitotic cell cycle; signal transduction; regulation of gene expression
Cellular component (GO): nucleus; cytoplasm; cyclin-dependent protein kinase holoenzyme complex
Molecular function (GO): cyclin-dependent protein serine/threonine kinase activity; ATP binding; cyclin binding
Source: RefSeq, a predicted model, not a curated record
CGCUGUAUGUGGCAACGCGGGAAAGGCUGCUGUGUUGUCUCCUGUGUGUUUUGCACUUGGACACUAACAACCCGCCAAACGGAGUUGAGUUCCUUCGCUUAAACUCCUUAUCCAGCGAGUUAGCCGGUUCAUUUGACCCCGGGUGACUGUUUUAACGCUCGGUGUAACUCUUUCCUUCGGUGGCAUUGUAUAUGUUUGCGGAACACGCGGGCGAAUUUGAACUAGUAGUAGCAUUUGGCUGAAUGAAUGUCCGCGUUGGUUGUUAGCGUGGACACACACACACAAAACAACUCUAGGCAACUUGGAGCCGUGACAUCCCUGCCGAAAACUGUCCGAACCCUGGCCCAUGGAUUCCUUUCAGAAAGUCGAAAAGAUAGGAGAGGGCACAUAUGGGGUGGUGUACAAAGCCAAGAACAAGAACACGGGUGAAACGGUGGCGCUCAAGAAGAUAAGGUUGGACACGGAAACUGAGGGUGUUCCAAGCACUGCCAUCCGGGAAAUUUCCCUCCUCAAAGAGCUCAGUCACCCGAAUAUUGUCAAGUUGCACGAUGUCAUCCAUACGGAGAACAAGCUUUACCUUGUCUUUGAGUUCCUCAACCAGGAUCUCAAGAAGUUUAUGGAUUCUUCCACAGUGACUGGUAUCCCGCUCGCUCUGAUUAAGAGUUAUCUCUUCCAGCUGCUGCAAGGCUUGGCAUUCUGCCAUUCCCACAGGGUUCUCCAUCGCGACCUUAAGCCUCAGAACCUUCUCAUCAACGCUCAGGGUGAAAUCAAGCUGGCUGACUUUGGCCUGGCGAGAGCAUUCGGGGUGCCUGUGCGUACGUACACACAUGAGGUGGUAACCUUGUGGUACAGAGCACCUGAGAUCCUGCUGGGCUGCAAGUUUUACUCCACCGCUGUCGACAUCUGGAGUCUGGGCUGCAUCUUCGCGGAAAUGGUCACACGGAGGGCACUCUUCCCCGGCGACUCUGAGAUCGACCAGCUCUUCCGCAUCUUUCGCACCCUCGGCACCCCUGAUGAGGCCACGUGGCCGGGAGUCACUUCCAUGCCCGACUACAAACCGUCGUUCCCCAACUGGGCCCGCCAGGAUCUAUCCAAAGUGUUUCCUCUCCUGGAUGAGGAUGGAAGAGAUCUUCUCCGGGAAAUGCUAUGCUACGAUCCAAACAAAAGGCUAUCGGCCAAGAACGCACUUGUCCAUCGCUUCUUCCGUGACGUCACCAUGCCGCUUCCUCAUCUGAGACUCUGAGUGAUGCAAAACCGUUCCCUACAAGUAGAUUCAUUUGAUGACAAUGAACGAUAAGUGACCUCACUUCAUGGUAGGUUCAGAAGGAAAGAAAAGUAUGAGUACCUUUUGAAGGUUAUUUGAUACUUUAAAAAGAACCGGUUAUGGAUGUUCUUGUCUGUUCUUUAGUCCUAAUGUUGUUCUGUUAAGUAUCUGUAGAUGCCAUUGUUCAGAUAAAUAUUGUCAUCCUUCAAUGUAUGUCGGUCCUCGAUAGACAUAUUGUAGUUCUGUGCCCAAACACCUGUUUGUUUUAUUUUCGUGUUUUGGCCUUUUGUGUCCAAAUUUUAGAGUUUAGAAAUUGACGGCACAAGGUUCGGGAUAGUGCAAAUACCAGCUUUAAUUGGUCACUCAGUUUUCCCGCCAUAAGAACUCACCAGAAGUGAAAAUCUCUUUUAUUUCUGAUGUUUGUACAUAUGCUGGUGAUGUUGCAAGGCUUGCCUUAUUUUCAGAUUUUCCAGUCUGGUGGGCGCUCAUAUCUUUCAUACACUAAAUUUUACCUGCCCUUUAUGAACCCCGGUUUUAUGGCUACUGCGAUGUUGACAUUUGAGAAAAAAAUAAACAUGUUUAUAUAACAGUUGGA